Molecule: messenger RNA, 2315 nt
Organism: Dermacentor albipictus
Lineage: Eukaryota; Metazoa; Arthropoda; Arachnida; Ixodida; Ixodidae
Product: zinc finger protein 883-like
Biological process (GO): regulation of transcription by RNA polymerase II
Cellular component (GO): nucleus
Molecular function (GO): DNA-binding transcription factor activity, RNA polymerase II-specific; sequence-specific DNA binding
Source: RefSeq, a predicted model, not a curated record
CUGUUUCGACCAAAGGGCAUUGUUGGGUUUCACGACAAAUUUAGGCCUGGAAAGGUGGUAGCCACACUGGUUGCUGCAUUUUUGUCGGUAGCGCACUCUUCGCUUUCUUUAGAGUCUCGCUGUCAUCCUCGGAGGUUUUAGUUAGAUUUUUAAGCUGAGGCACACUGCAAGAUGUAUCGAUGACCACCUACGUAAACAUGCAGCUCCACUAGAAGGAUCCCCCUACAGUCGUCUCACCACUGUCAGAGUGCCCUGGAGCAUGUCUGGCCAGCCAAGCCCACAGACCCUGCUGGCUCAGAUAUCGGCCAGUGUGCUAGUCAAGAAUGAAGGCCAAGAUGAUGGUGAAAUUCUGGUUCACGAAGUGGCGCCUGAUGAUGUGAUUCCCGGUGAAGUGGUACCUGAUGAGGCCCUUGAAGUGGCUGCAGAGGUGAUGGAAGCCGCAUCAAGUGAGCUGGAAGCAACCGAUGCUGUCGAGACCAUCUUGGUGCCCGACGAGGACAUGGAGGAAGUUGAGUUUCAUGGCACGGUGGUGCAGGCGGUCGAAGAAGUGCAGCAGGACAUCACAGCGGCAGAGGUGAUGGCUUCUGCAGGAGUGACUGUGGACGACGCCACCGUCCUUUGUAAGGUGGAGCCCUGUGAGAAGAGCAGCGAGAUCUGGGUGCUUGGUGACAUCAUAACAGUGGAUGAGCAGGCACACUGCAUCCUGGCCGAGCACGUUGCAGCCGGUGCCAGCAGCACGGACACUGAGGCCCUGCUGGGGGGCCCCAAGCAUGCCUGCGUCGACUGUGGCAAGGAGUUCACGACGGUGUUCCACCUCCGCCGGCACCGGCGCAUUCACACUGGCGAGCGGCCCUACCCGUGCAAGGUGUGUGGGCAGUGCUUCCGGCACAGCACCUCGCUCAAGGUGCACAUGCGCCGGCACACUGGGGAGGAGCCCUUCCAGUGCACUGUCUGCUCGAAGACCUUCAAGGAUCCAGCCAACUUCAAGGUGCAUCAAAACUCCCACUCCAAGGAGCGGCCCUAUGCCUGCCGUGUCUGUGAGAAGCGGUUCAACGCAGCCUCUACAUUGUAUGCUCACAUGAAGAUCCACACGGGAGAGCGGCCCUACACGUGCACCAUCUGCAACCGCUCCUUCACGUUCAACAACACACUGGUGCGGCACAUUCGCACCCACACGGGUGAAAAGCCAUACAAAUGUGAACUUUGCCCACUGCGCUUUUCCACUGCUUCCAACUUGUCUUCGCAUCGUAAGAAGCACUCGCAGGAGCGACAGUUUCACUGCGAGAUCUGCCCGCAGGAGUUCUCUACAGCAACGGCGCUGGCCUCCCACGUCAAGACCCACACGGGUGAGCAUGCACACCAGUGUGAGGUGUGCUCCCGGGGAUUUGCCAAGUUUGCUGGCCUGCAGGCGCACAUGCGCAAGCACACUGGAGAGCGGGCCUUCUACUGUGCUGAGUGCGGCAAGGGGUUCACGCGCAAGCUGCACCUCAAGCAGCACGUGGCCUCGGAGCACGAGCCAGUGCGACCUGUGGCAACGUGUGAGGUGUGUCAGCGUGACUUUGUCAAUGUGGAGUCCCUCCAGGUGCACAUGAAGACACACAAUGUGUCCAGGGGGACGAGUGCAAUUGUCGUGUACAUCAACAAAAAGUGAGCCCGCCUGGCUGGCUAACAAGUGUGACUGUUAAACAUUGUAGUUCUGUUGUGCCCUCUGGGAGUGAUUGCUUUCUACGCUGAAUUGUGCAGCCUUUUUGAGAAUAAAUGUUGAAGGAGUUGCCUGCUACAGGCAUGCUCUGUUUGCAUGCACACAUUGCCUUACUGUGGCCGUUUAUGGGGAAAAAUUGUGACAAGUGUAGUAGCUUAGCACACAGUGUCUGGUAGCAGAAAUGCAAUACGAGACCGGUUGGAGAAACACAGUACUGGGUGUUUAGACGACACAGACUUUAAAAAGAUUCCCUGUGGUAGAUAGCAUAGUUCUAGUCAUUGAGCUGAAUUACUCAUAUAGGCAGACAUUAUGCGGACAAGUAAUCAAAAUUCAUAUUCAACUAAUCAAAAACAUCACAAAUUACCUUAAUUAAUUGCUCAAUGUUACAUAUUGCAAUUUAGAAUUUAGCCGGUGAGUCUGUAAUAUACAUUUGGAAAAAAUUUUCAGGACAUCAGUUUUAGAGGUAUUCAAUUCCAAAGUGUGCAACAAGAUAUGUGGGUGUUCCAGUGAGUUUAGUGCUUCAAUGCAUAAGACAGUUUGUUAAAAAAAAACAUGUAUAUAAACCAUGUGUAUAAACGUGUUCAUGAAAGGAUUAAAGGGUUCGUAAUUUGUG